This is a messenger RNA of Gossypium arboreum, 3417 nucleotides long. RefSeq names its product receptor-like protein 15. The transcript is spliced from 9 exons. NCBI's taxonomy places the organism in Eukaryota, Viridiplantae, Streptophyta, Magnoliopsida, Malvales, Malvaceae. The coding region runs from base 1 to 3417 and encodes 1138 amino acids. Gene Ontology annotation, molecular function: protein binding. The record is from RefSeq and is a predicted model, not a curated record.
AUGGGGCCAACAUGGCUAAGGCUUCUGUUGAUAAGUGUGUUGGCUUUAGAAGGUGCAGUGUGGAGCGAUGGAUGUUGGGAUGAAGAGCGUGUUGCACUCUUGCAACUCCAGCAAUUCUUGACUGAUAUAGAGUAUUCACUCGAGGGUCCAGAUUGUUGUGAAUGGAAAUGGGUUGAGUGCAACAUCACCACUCGACGAGUAACUCAACUCUCUUCUCUAUGGGGUCGUUUGAAGAUUAAGGAUUCUAAUCUCUUUAAUGUCUCGAUGUUUCUUCCCUUUGAAGAAUUGAGGAGCCUUGAUCUCUAUGGUAAUAACCUAGUUGGAUAUGUUGACAAUGAAGGUUUUGGAAAGCUAUCCAAGUUGAGACAUCUAGAGAUUCUUGACUUAAGUAACAAUAGACUAAAUGAUAGCACUUUAUCAUCAUUGACACCAUUGGAGUGGCUAUCAAAACUUGGUAGUUUUGAAAGUCUUGAUUUAACUGCAACCAAUAUGAAGAACAACUUCCUGUUACAUUUGGGUGGCCUUUCAUCUUUAACAACUUUAAUUCUUCAGCAAAAUGAUUUAGAAGGAACAAUUCAUCUUCAAGACUUGUAUAACUUGACAAAUUUGAAGAAGCUGGAUUUAAGUUAUAAUAGAAUUGAGAGCAUACAUGGUAAUGGAAGACAACUGAGUUUGAUCAAUUUAGAAGAAAUUGAUUUGACUAGUAAUCUGUUCAACAACAGUAUAAUGGAAGAGUUAAGUGGGUUUUCAAAUCUGAAGACUUUGAAUAUGAGAUUGAAUCGACUGAAUGGGUUAGUAGAUCUUAAAGAAUUUUGUGCUCUGAGCAAUUUAGAGACUCUAGACUUAAGCUCCAAUCAGGUGAAUCGAUUUGUGACUUCUAAAGGGAAUAGAUGCUUGAAAAAGCUAAAGAUUCUACAUAUGGAUUCUGUACAAAUCAUUUCUCUUGUAUCACUCCUACAACCAUUUUCAUCCGUUAAUACCCUGUUCUUAAGAGAGAAUUCUUUUUUAGACAAAACCAUAGUUACACAAGAGUUGCAUGUGUUGAGUAAUGUGGAGAACCUAAUCCUGGAUUAUACUCCAUUGGACAUCAACUUUUUGCAAAGCAUAAGCAUCUUGACUUCUCUCAAAACCUUGUCUUUGUUUGGCUGUGCUCUAUUUGGCAUUUUACCUACUCAUCAAGGUUUAUGUUAUCUAAACAAUCUCGAGGAAUUGAGUCUCAAUGGAAAUGCUCUAGGUGGUGCAGUUGCUCCAUGUUUGGGCAACUUGACAUCUCUUCGCUAUUUGGAUAUAUCUAACAAUCACUUCACUGGAAAUAUUGCCUCCACUCCCCUCGUUAAUCUCACCACGCUUCAAUUCCUUUCCCUUUCAAAUAAUCAACUUCAAGUUCCAAUGUCAUUCAGGUCUUUUGCUAAUCACUCCGAUCUUAAAGUCCUUUUAGCCGAUCAAAACAAUAUGUUCGCAGAGCCAACUGCUUUCCAAACAUGGUGGCCAAAAUUUCAACUUAAGAUAUUCAGCAUGUCAAAUUGUAUGAUAGAAGAACAUGAGAACCUACAACUUCCUAAUUUCCUAUAUUUCCAACAUGAUUUGAGAGACGUUGAUCUUUCUUAUUGCGAUUUUGGCGGAAUAAGGUUCCCAAAUUGGUUGCUGGAGAAUAAUACACGAUUGGAACAACUUUACAUGAUAGAUACGUCAAUUGUGGGUCCUUUGUUCUUACCAUCACAUCCUAGUUUCAAUCUGAAGGUAUUUGAUAUAUCCAAUAAUAAAGUACAUCAUGAUAUUCCAAGGAAUUUUUGCUCACUUUUUCCACAUUUGGAAGGAUUGUUCAUGUCGAAAAAUGACUUCAAAACUGAUAUUCCUCCAUGUUUGGGUGGUUUGAGAAGAUUACAAAUGUUAGACUUGUCCCAUAAUGAUUUGUCUGGAGAAAUACCUGAAGAGUUGCGCAUGAGCAGCUCUUUAGCUAAUCUUCUACUUUCAAAUAACAGUUUGAGUGGCAAAAUAAUUCCCACAGUUUAUCAUUUAAUUAUUUUGUUGGAGGAAUUACGUUUGGAUGGUAACAAGUUUGAGGGAGAGAUUUCUUACUUUUCACCCAUUAGCAUUAAAAAUCUCCAAGUGUUAGAUGUAAGUGAUAAUGAAAUCUCUGGUGAGCUUCCAACAUGGUUAUGGGAUACAAUAUCUUUGAAAAUACUGGAUUUCUCCAAAAACAAUUUUGAGGGUCCCAUUACCAUGCAAUUAUGCAAUUUGAUAAAUCUGGAGUUUCUAGAUCUUUCUUCAAAUCAUUUGUCUGGUACUAUUCCAUCUUGCUCUAAUCUACAAAGGAUGAGGCAUCUGCAUCUGGCCAACAAUAGACUUAGUGGAGCACUGUCAAAUGCCAUUUUUACAAGCUCUUCAUUGGUUACGUUCGAUUUUAGUGGAAACAAUUUUACCGGAAGAAUUCCAAAUUGGAUUAGCACGCUGCCGACUUUGAGCGUCCUUCUCCUAAAAGAAAAUCAAUUUGAUGGUGAAUUUCCUCUACAGUUAUGCAAACUACAGUCAUUAAGCAUCUUGGACUUUUCACGCAAUAAACUUUCUGGUCAUCUACCUUCCUGUUUGAGUAAUUUAACUCUCAAGCCAAAUGAAAAGUCCUACGUUGAUUCUGGUGGUUAUGUGUUUGAUUUUUUUGAUGACGUAAUGGUAGAUAUGGGACUAACCAUAUACAAUCUCACAGGCUUGGUGAGUGUAUAUAGAGGUUAUCCUUUUACCUACCAUGAAGAAGAGGUACCAUUCUCAACAAAGGGUGCAACAUACACUUACAAGGGAAAUAUUCUUGACCUGUUGUCGGCAAUUGAUCUCUCUUGCAACCAACUCACAGGAAUAAUCCUGCCUGGAUUUGGGAAUUUGAGUGAAAUUAGAGGACUAAACUUGUCGCACAAUAACUUAACUGGACCUAUCCCCUCAACUUUUUCAAAACUCAAGCAGAUUGAGAGUUUGGACCUUUCUUACAACAACUUAAGUGGUAGGAUCCCCUCUGAACUAACUGAGAUGACCGCUUUGGAGGUAUUUUCCGUCGCACACAACAACUUGUCAGGGCCUCUCCCCGAUAGGAAAAAUCAAUUUGGGACAUUCGAUGAGAGCAACUACGAGGGAAACCCUCUUCUUUGUGGACCUCCAUUGAACAAGAGUUGUAAUGGAGGUGAUUCACCAACAGCUCCAAAUGCUACAUCUAGUGAAGAAGAACAUGGUCAUAUAGACAUGGUUGAUUUUUUUAUAAGCUUUGCAACUUCCUAUGCAAUUAUAUUUUUGACAACUGUUCUUGUACUCCACAUAAACCCAUACUGGAGACGAGCAUGUUUUUAUUUCAUUGAAGAUCGUAGCAUCGUUUGCUAUUUCUUCAUUGUGGAUAGUCUUCGUCUGUUGCCUUGCUUCAGGAGAAACAUCUAG